Messenger RNA from Botrytis cinerea B05.10, 2284 nucleotides. RefSeq lists its product as hypothetical. NCBI's taxonomy places the organism in Eukaryota, Fungi, Ascomycota, Leotiomycetes, Helotiales, Sclerotiniaceae. The transcript has a single exon. The record is from RefSeq and is a predicted model, not a curated record. The coding region runs from base 363 to 2021 and encodes 552 amino acids.
GCUGAUCAGAUUUUCUACGUGGAGUUAGAGGGCCGCUAAAAAUUUAAGUUUACCAUACGCAACCCCUGAAUCCCAUCCGCCCCCCAAAAAUGGCUUGUAACCUUGAUUAGCUGGACGGAGCGCGCGAAGCCUAGAACUCUUUAAAUCGCUGGGCAAUCGCACGCCGGUCUACAAAUUCAUGAUGCGACUUUAUUUACUUGUUUCUCUGAUUCAAACUCAAUCUACUUAUGCCCAUGCAUGUGUUGAGUAUGACUUAAUAAAGAUUGGAGAAGCAAGUUCUUUCGUUGCAUUUUUGACACAUUAUUGAGACAGUGUUUCGAUACCAAUAUCAUCCAAUACACAUAUCAGCCAAUACAUUCCCAAUGGCUAAACAUGAUACUCUCGCGGCCGGUGGCGAUAAUCAUGCGAACACCAAUGCCAAUAUAGCUUCGCCUCCAGAGAAUUACCCACGCCAAGAUGAACAAUCUAGUAUCGAACCAAGUGUCUUACCGUUCCCCCUUCUAGAUGGAUCUUCCCCCCCAAAUCCAUCGUCUGCUUCCAAAGUCGAAGAGCAAGGAACUACUCGAAGCAGAGGACAAUCAAGUACAUUGGGUAGUAUUCGGCGAGUUUCUAGAGUAUUUGAGGAAUCGAAUCCACCGACGGGAUUUUGUAUUGCAUCGGGACAAAUCGCAUCGCAGGUACCUUCGAUAACCGAUAUUAGAAGAGGAAGUUUUGGGGUCGAGGGUUGGUCGAGCGAGGGACAGGUUCGAGAAUUACAGAGACGGACAAGCUCUUCUCGAAGCUCCUUUUCACAAUUGGGAGACCAGGACAAGAGUAGGAGGAAGAAUUCCACCGGUAUGAAUACUUCCGAUCAUAUCCCAUCGGGUACGGAAACCAAACAUGAUGCUCUUCCCGAAGCACCAGAGGAAGAGGAACAUGCACAAGCGCAUUCGGAUCUGAGAACUACUUCUACGGCCACGGAUCCAGACGUCAAGAAUGAAGUGCCUGUCAAGCUGAAUUCUAAUGUUCGGAUUAGCAGCGAUACAACCCGCGCAUCUCACAACGCGAAGACAGGUGAUGAAUACAGAACAGCUCCGUUUGAUAAUGGAUAUCAAUUUCCGCCCAAACACUCAUGGAAAGUUUCGACGGCCAUAUUUUUCAAAGCUUUUUGGAAAUUCUUCAUCACUCCCGUCGGAUUUCUCGUUACGGUUUAUGGCUUAAAUGUGGUUGCUUGGGGUGGUAUGCUCUUUUUACUCCUGUGCAAUGCUUCGCCAGCCAUGUGCAAGCCAACGUGCAACGAUAUCAAUUCUCCUCGACGCAUCUGGAUCGAAAUCGAUUCUCAAAUCCUCAAUGCCCUUUUCUGCGUCACUGGAUUUGGAACGAUUCCCUGGCGCUUUCGCGAUCUUUACUAUCUCCUUCAAUACCGGGUUGGAAAGAAUGAAAUGGGAUUGAGGAGAUUGGCUGGUAUAAACAGAUCUUGGUUUCGUCUCUCGGGUUCUCAGUCCUUGUCCCCUGAAAUAGGUCCUUCUCAACUCGCCACCCAAGACUCUGAUACUCCUCUCCCCCCGUCAAGCCUCGCAUUCCCUCUUUCGAAAUCUCCGGAUGCACCAUUGACAGGUGUUCGAGCCCCCGCAACCGCCAUGUGGAAACUCGAUUUCGUAGUCUGGGCCAUGGUGUGGAAUACUUUUCUCCAAGCCGUCCUGUCGGGGUUCAUGUGGGGACUGAAUCGUUAUGAUCGUCCGUCGUGGAGCACGGGUCUUUUUGUGGCAUUGGCGUGUAUGGUUGCUGCGGCGGGUGGGAUCAUGUCGUUUGUGGAGGCGAAAAAAGUCAAGGCUAUUGAGGGCGUGCCGGUUAGUGAGGAGGAUCGAGAGAGAUUGAGGAUGGAUAGGGAGUUAGGGGUGUUGCAUUGGAACAAUAUCAAAGAUGAGGAACCGAAGGAAAAAAAGGGAAAGGGGAAGAAAACAAAGGGGGAAAAAAGCCGAGCUGAGGAGACGAGGAUGCAGGAGAGUAUUGAAGAGGGCGUUGCGCAGGUGGUUAGAUAACGAUGGGUAAUUUGGGUAAUUCGGGUGUUUUCGUGUUUUUAAUUCUGGAAUGGGAAUUACGGUGCUUGUAUACACAUACAUACUCAUGAUAUACAUACACAGGAAGCGACGGGGCAGGGAGUGGAAAUCGAGGAUGGUGUUAAUAAGCGUUUUGAUCGCAUGAAUACAUGUAUGAUUUCUAAAUAUACAUACACCAUGAUAGGAUAUAUAUGAUAUUUCUCUCCGGAAAACUGGCUAAUUUUUAGACCCUUUAACUUUUUGCA